CCGGCGGAGGCCGUGAGCGCGAGAGCUCGAGUGCCCAGCGCAGCCCCGAGCCCCCUCUAGCAGGGCGCCGAGCGCGGGCAGCUGCGGCUCCGGUGGGGUCGCUGGGAGCCCGAGGCGCCGAGACACAAAGGCGGGCGAGAUGCGGGCGCAGCUGGGGCGCGGGCAAAAGGAAAGCGAAAGCCGGGCUUCCCGCCGGUGACGGGGUGAAGGCGCCGCGCUGCCCUCCCGACGCCCGCAGUACCUGGGCCUGUCCUCGCGGGCCUACCUGGCCGAGCCCGGCGCCUCGCAGCCAUGGCCAUCGCCCACCUGGCCACGGAGUACGUGUUCUCCGACUUCUUGCUGAAGGAGCCGGCCGAGCCCAAGUUCAAGGGGCUGCGGCUGGAGCUGGCCGUGGACAAGAUGGUCACAUGCAUCGCUGUGGGGCUGCCCUUACUGCUCAUCUCGCUGGCCUUUGCGCAGGAGAUCUCAAUUGGUACACAGAUAAGCUGCUUCUCCCCAAGUUCUUUCUCCUGGCGCCAGGCCGCCUUUGUGGACUCUUACUGCUGGGCAGCUGUUCAGCAGAAGGACUCCCUGCACAGCGCUUCUGGAAACCUGCCACUGUGGCUGCAUAAGUUUUUCCCCUACAUCCUGUUACUGUUCGCGAUCCUCCUGUACAUGCCCCCUCUGUUCUGGCGUUUCGCAGCUGCCCCUCAUCUCUGCUCAGACUUGAAGUUUAUCAUGGAAGAACUUGACAAAGUUUACAACCGUGCGAUUAAGGCUGCAAAGAGCGCACAGGACCUUGACUUGAGAGAUGGAGCCUGCCCAGUUCCGGGUGUUACUGAGAACACAGGGCAAAGUUUUUGGGAGAUAUCUGAAAGCCACUUCAAGUAUCCAAUUGUGGAGCAGUACUUGAAGACAAAGAAAAAUUCUAAUAACUUAAUCGUCAAGUACAUUAGCUGCCGGCUGCUGACUCUCAUCAUUGUACUGUUGGCAUGUGUCUACCUGGGCUAUUACUUCAGCCUCUCCUCGCUCUCGGACGAAUUUGUCUGCAGCAUCAAAUCAGGGAUCCUGAGAAACGACAGCACCAUCCCCGAUCAGUUUCAGUGCAAGCUCAUCGCCGUCGGCAUCUUCCAGUUGCUCAGCUUCAUUAACCUCGUGGUUUAUGUCCUGUUGGUUCCUGUGGUUGUCUACACGCUGUUCGUUCCAUUCAGACAGAAGACAGACGUCCUCAAAGUAUACGAAAUCCUGCCCACUUUCGACGUUCUGCAUUUCAAGUCUGAAGGGCACAACGACUUGAGCCUCUACCAUCUUUUCUUGGAGGAGAACAUAAGUGAGCUCAAGUCUUACAAGUGUCUUAAGAUACUGGAGAAUAUUAAAAGCAGUGGUCAGGGGAUCGACCCACUGCUCCUCCUGACUAACCUUGGCACGAUCAAGAUGGAUAUUGUGGACGGCAAAACUCCCAUGUCUGCGGAGACAGCGGGAGAGGAGCAGGGGGACCAGAUGACAGAGCUCAAAGGUCUGAACAUAUCUAGUGAAACUAAAGCAAAUAAUGGAGCGACAAAUGCACGGCAGAGACUUCUGGAUUCUUCUUGCUGAUGAUUUUUUUCCUUGAACUUCAAAUCUGUGACUUCUAUAACAUGGGAUUCAUUUUGGCUAAAGCACCCCUGUUGGGGUCACAGCUGAUUUGCAGUAAAUGGCUCU
Molecule: messenger RNA, 1680 nt
Organism: Propithecus coquereli (Coquerel's sifaka)
Lineage: Eukaryota; Metazoa; Chordata; Mammalia; Primates; Indriidae
Gene: PANX1
Product: pannexin 1
Exons: 5
Coding region: 292-1575 (427 amino acids)
Biological process (GO): positive regulation of interleukin-1 production; monoatomic cation transport
Molecular function (GO): channel activity
Source: RefSeq, a predicted model, not a curated record